Molecule: messenger RNA, 1419 nt
Organism: Serendipita indica DSM 11827
Lineage: Eukaryota; Fungi; Basidiomycota; Agaricomycetes; Sebacinales; Serendipitaceae
Source: the annotation of a GenBank genome assembly
AUGAGUGGUAGAGGUGAACGAGGAAGAGAAAGAGGCGUCCCCAGAGGUCGAGGGGGUGCAGGGGGAAGUAGCAGAGGUUCGUCACCAAGUCGUGGGGGCCUAGGCCCACGCGGUGGGUCUCCCGCUCCUCGAGGUGGACCUUCACAGCGCAGAGGUGGUGGAGGAUUUCAAGGACCCUAUCUUCCUCACGGUGGUCGUGGAGGUGGACCUGCCGUGCCUGAACCGACAGUCCAAGCUCCACCAGAGGGACCAGCGAAUCUCGAUCCACGUAUAUCGUCCAUGCAGGCCGGAGUGGAAAAAUUCAAGACCGUCAGUCUAGUUAGAAAGGACCCCAAGAACCCACUUCGACCUGGUUUCGGCACGCUCGGCACUCCCAUCGUCGUACGCGCAAACUUUUUUGCCCUCAAGUUCCCAAGAGGGCUCAUUAUAUACGAUUAUCGAGUUGAAUUCAGCCCUACUACCGACAUAGGUCGACUCAAGGGCCGUAUUCUCGAUUUACUACUCGCAUCUCCUCAGUUCACCCGAUUCAAAGCUAUUGUUGCACAUGAUCGAAGUGAGAGACUGAUCGCUGCAAGAGAACUUCCCCAGCCCCUCUCUGUGGAUAUUCGCUUCGUCGAAGAGGGAGAGACGCAGGCGAGUGCAAAAGCGAAAACGUACACUGUCAAAGUCACGAAGACCGGGGAGCUCAAUACGGAUGCUCUCCACAAACACACGGAUGGUGAUCCCGCAUAUGUCGACAAGGACAUCGGCUCGCUUAUCUCCGCACUAAACCUCGUUGUUCAAGCGGAUGCAUCCCGAAAAGGAGCUCGGGUAGGAAAGAACCGUCACUUCUUUGAGCCAUCCGUGGGCUCCAUCGGCGGCGGGAUAGAGGCAUGGCGAGGAUUCUACGCCUCUGUCCGUCCGGUUUGGAAGAGCAUGAUGGUCAACAUCAAUGUAUGCAUGACUGCAUUCGUCGAGAGUAAGAAUAUGGCUACGGCUAUCAGCGAUUUUCAGAAAGGAUCGCGCGGUGCAAUUCCAGACCUAGGAAAGAUGUUUGGCAAGAGCGUCAUUCGGAUCAAAACGCUCCAUCUUGGAUAUCGCAAGCCAGUUCGCGGGAUUAUGGAUAAGAAACCCAGUCAGCAGACGUUUCCUUGCGCAGAGCUGGGAGGCACAGUGACAGUGGCGGAAUACUUUCGACGGAAGUAUCCCGACCACCCAAUCAAGUAUCCAGAUUUGCCUCUGCUCGAUAUUGGCAGCGACAAGCGGCCCAACUACAUCCCCGCCGAAUUUUGCGAAAUAGUGAAGGGACAGCCGUUUCGCGGGCGACUUAACGAUCGACAGACGUCGGACAUGCUACGUGUCGCUUGUCAGAACCCACAACGAAACUCGGAGCUGAUCCGCGGCGAAGGAUUCCUCAACCUGGCUCUCAACGCCGCAUGA